AACCAAGAGUGAUAGAGAGAGCAAGAGGGAAAAAAAUGAGAUGUUGGAGAGGAUUGAUUAGUACAAGAUGUUUCCCUCCCUCCCUCUUAGUCUAAUCUAAUCUAAUCUAAUCGACGAAGUCUUUCUAUCUAUCUAUCUUGUUAAGUUAGGACUACUGCUGCUAGUUUUUCUUGUUAAAUCGAAUCGAAUCUAUUUGUUUGUUGUUUUAGAAUUGGAAGAUAUAUGACUUGAUUGCGUAGCCGGCUUCGGAAACAAAGCCAAUCCAAUCCAAUCCAUCCAGCAAAGGAGGAUUAAAUUAAAUGGGUUGUUUUUCGUGUUUCGAUUCCAAGGAGGAUGAGAAGCUCAAUCCAAAUCCACAGCAGCAGCAACAACAAACCCAUCAUCACGAUCAUAAUCUCCCCUCUCAUGUUUCCAGAUUGCCAUCUGCACCCUCUGCAGGACCAGACAAACUGCGGUCAACAAGUAACGGAGGAGCAUCCAAAAGGGAAUUCACUGCUGCUCUCAAAGAUGGACCGCCCGCCCAAAUUGCCGCUCAAACUUUUACUUUCCGUGAACUUGCUGCUGCAACCAAAAAUUUCAGGCCUCAGUCCUUUUUAGGGGAAGGUGGUUUUGGAAGGGUCUACAAGGGACGCCUCGAAUCUACGGGUCAGGUAUUCUAUUACUAUAAUUUAUUCAACUCAUCAUUAAUACAAAUCAUAUGGAUUGGUGACCACUCACUCCUCAUGUUUGUUCCCAUACCUAUGCAGGCUGUUGCUGUUAAGCAGUUAGACAGAAACGGUCUCCAGGGUAAUCGGGAGUUCCUUGUCGAGGUUCUCAUGCUCAGUCUUCUACACCACCCUAACCUUGUCAGUCUCAUUGGAUACUGUGCGGAUGGGGACCAACGCCUCCUAGUUUAUGAAUUUAUGCCCUUGGGAUCAUUGGAAGACCACCUUCACGAUCUCCCCCCUGAUAAGGAGCCAUUAGAUUGGAACACUAGAAUGAAAAUAGCUGCUGGUGCUGCAAAAGGAUUGGAAUACCUACAUGACAAGGCCAAUCCUCCAGUAAUUUAUAGGGACUUCAAGUCAUCUAAUAUAUUACUUGAUGAAGGUUAUCACCCUAAGCUUUCUGACUUUGGUCUGGCGAAGCUUGGUCCUGUUGGGGACAAAUCACAUGUUUCCACUCGUGUCAUGGGAACUUAUGGUUACUGUGCUCCUGAGUAUGCUAUGACUGGACAACUGACUGUAAAAUCUGAUGUAUAUAGUUUUGGGGUAGUCUUCUUGGAGCUGAUUACUGGCCGUAAAGCCAUUGACAGCACCCGGCCCCACGGAGAACAAAACCUUGUUACAUGGGCACGGCCUUUGUUCAAUGACCGUAGGAAGUUUCCAAAGUUGGCAGAUCCACGAUUGCAGGGUCGGUACCCCAUGCGGGGUCUUUAUCAAGCUCUAGCUGUGGCAUCAAUGUGCAUUCAAGAACAGGCAGCUGCACGUCCUCUGAUUGGGGAUGUGGUAACGGCCCUCUCUUAUCUAGCCAACCAGUCACAUGACACUAACAAUGCCGGCAUUGGUAAUAAUAAGGGAACUGGUGAUGAUAAAAGGAGUAGAGAUGAUAAAGGCGGAAGAAUAUUACAAAAUGAUGAAGGUGGAGGAUCUGGACGCAGAUGGGAUUUGGAAGGAUCUGAGAAAGAUGAGUCCCCACGUGAAACUGCGAGGAUGUUAAACAGGGAUCUUGAUAGAGAACGUGCUGUGGCUGAAGCCAAGAUGUGGGGAGAGAACUGGAGAGAGAAAAGACGGCAGAGUGUGCAGGGCAGUUUUGAUGCUUCUAAUGCCUAGUUUACACUCUGCAAAUCCGAGCACCGUCUUCUGAAAUAUCUUGGUUGCGGCCAUGCAAUGCAAGGUGAUUUUUUUUGGAUCUCAUCUUUGGUAGAGCUGGUCUAUGACAAGUCUGAAUGAUUCAUUUUGACGUGCUCUAAUUUGUUUGCAGUGGCUGCAGCGAAACAUAAUGAAUCUGGUACCAAAAUAUGUUACUUUAGCCUUGUAUGCACUUUGUUUUCCUUUAUGUAUUUCACUUCCCCUGGUGGUUAUGGGCAUAUUGAAGUUGUACAUUAUUUGCUAGUACUAGGAGUGCAAGGUUACAAAACCGAUGUUUAAAAAAAUACUGCCGUAAAAACAUGCAAGGAUAAAAUACUUGUUUUUAGGUUUUGCUCGAGCUAAAUUGAGAGAUUCCAAUAUUCUAA
Messenger RNA from Trifolium pratense (red clover), 2212 nucleotides. RefSeq names its product serine/threonine-protein kinase PBS1-like. Lineage: Eukaryota; Viridiplantae; Streptophyta; Magnoliopsida; Fabales; Fabaceae. Gene Ontology annotation, molecular function: ATP binding; protein kinase activity. Gene Ontology annotation, biological process: protein phosphorylation. The record is from RefSeq and is a predicted model, not a curated record. The coding region runs from base 300 to 1808 and encodes 502 amino acids. The transcript has 4 exons.